CGGCGCUGCGUGGCACUGUGCACCGACUGGGCAGUGGAUGCACACAAACGCACGUACGCGCGCGUACACACGCACACACACACUCGCACACUCACGCGCGCGCACGCAUGACUAGUUGUGAAUGGCCGACGAGGCUUGGCACGUUUCGUUUGCGUGGCGAGAAGUAGCCGUCGGUCCGGACGCCUCUACCUGCUGCAGACCGUGCCCGCGCCGCGCACACCCAUGGGUGUCGCUGAUGUGACCGCCUCCUGCGUCGGGACCGAACGGGGCCGCUUCGAUCGGCGCGGUAGUUAUUUUCAGAGCCGCUCGCUCCAGCUAUUCGGGACCGACUGGAAACGUGCGGGCCGGGCGCGCUGAGUCGGAUUGGGGAGCCGCACCGGAGCGCUGCAGCAAGACGCGGUACCGGAGCCCGAGCAGACGCGGUACCGCAGCCGCAGCGGACGAGGAAGAGGAGGAAGCGCGGAUGUGAUGCCAACAAUUGGCCCGAAAAAAAAAGGGUCAACUCGAGGAAAGAUUUUUCUGUAGUCUGGUCCAGGUCAUCUGCUGCAGUCAUGUUUAGGAACAGCCUGAAGAUGUUGCUGACGGGAGGGAAGGGAAACCGCAAGAGUCGCAGCAGCGAUGGCGGGAACGAGGACUAUGCGGACCCUCGCUCGCCCAGUCUAGACCCCCACCUGAGCCACGGUGGACAAGGCGGCAGCAUAGACAGCGACUGUGCCUUUGAAGGAGACUACGCCGUGCCCGCGCUCUCCAUGACCGAGGGCAUGCAGCACAUUCGCAUCAUGGAGGGCGUGUCGCGCUCGCUGCCCUCCUCCCCGCUGCUCACACACCAGACCAUCAGUGUCAGGCUGCAGCCCGUGAAGAAGCUCACAGCCCCUCUGCGGAAAGCAAAGUUUGUGGAGAGCCCUCGCAUUCCACAAUCAGAGCUUGGCUCCCCUACACACACCUCCACCACUGCCAAGAAUCCAGACCUGGACACAUACUGCCCCGGGGAGUCAAGCCAUGAGCUGGGCCCCCCUCCGUCGGUGGAUGAGGCAGCCAACACAUUGAUGACGCGCCUGGGUUUCCUUCUGGGCGACAAAGUGAGCGAGGGGCCAGCCGGUACCCAGUACAGCAUGGAGGAGCCUGAGGCGAGACAGGGCCAAAACCAGAGGAACAGCCCGUGCUCCACCCUGACCAGCAGCACUGCCUCACCCCCUGCAGGCAGCCCCUGCUCCACCCUCCCCCCUGCCAUGCCCGGCCAGGCCAGCAACAAGGACUGCGCCUACGGCUCCGUCACCAGUCCCACCUCGACCCUGGAGAGCAGGGACAGCGGGAUAAUAGCCACGCUGACCAGCUACUCGGAGAACAUGGAGCGAGGCGGCAAGUACGGCGACGGCUCCCGGGGGAACCUGAAGCUGUGGCAGUCCCAGAAAUCAGGCAUGGACUCCUUCCUGUACAGGGUGGAUGAGAACAUGACCGCCUCCACCUACAGCCUCAACAAAAUCCCCGAGCGCAGCCUGGAGAGCAUGUCCUCCCACUCCGCCCACUCCAUCCCCCUGUACCUCAUGCCCCGCCCCAACUCUGUGGCCGCUACAAGUUCAGCCCACCUGGAGGACCUGGCGUACCUGGAUGAGCAGAGACACACUCCGCUACGCACGUCGCUGCGCUUGCCCAGACAGAGCACCACCUGCGGGCCGGGUCGCUCCGGGCAGGACCUGAGAGUGCGUUUUGCACCCUAUCGGCCUCAAGACAUCGCCCUCAAACCCCUGCUGUUCGAGGUGCCCAGCAUCACCAUGGACUCGGUCUUCACGGGCCGCGAGUGGCUCUUCCAGGAGAUCGAUGCCCACCUCAACAGCCCCAACGCCAGCACCAACCGCGGCGUGGCGGUGUUGGGCAACAUCGGCUUCGGCAAGACCGCCAUCGUCUCUCGCCUGGUGGCGCUCAGCUGCCACGGCACCCGCAUGAGGCAGAUCGCCUCCGACAGCCCCCAGGCGUCGCCCAAACAUGGAGAGGGUCUCCCUCUCACUCAGCCCCAGCCCACGCACGGCACCCUGGGAGGAGGCAGCUGUCCCGGGACCCCCGAGAUGAGGCGACGUCAGGAAGAGUCCAUGAGGAGGCUGGCGUCUCAGGUGGUGGCGUACCACUACUGCCAGGCCGACAACGCCUACACCUGCUUGGUGCCGGAGUUCGUGCACAACGUGGCGGCCCUGCUGUGCCGCUCGCCGCACCUCGUCGCCUACAGGGAGCAGCUGCUGAAGGAGCCGCACCUCCAGAGCACCCUGAGCCUGCGCUCCUGCGUCCAGGACCCCCUGGCCUCCUUCAGGAGGGGCGUGCUGGAGCCCCUGGACGCACUUUACAGAGAGAGGAAGAUCAACUCUGAGGAGGACCUCAUCAUCCUCAUAGACGGCUUGAACGAGGCAGAGUUCCACAAGCCGGACUACGGAGACACCAUCGUGUCCUUCCUCACUAAAACCAUCAACAAGUUCCCUCCUUGGCUCAAACUGGUGGUGACGGUCAGAACCACGUUGCAGGAGAUCACCAACUCGCUGCCCUUCCACCGCAUCUUCCUGGACGGCCUGGAGGAGAACGACGCCAUAGACCAGGACCUGCAGGGCUACAUCCUGCACCGCAUCCACAGCAGCCCCGAGAUCCAGAACAACAUCUCGCUCAACGGCAAGAUGGACAACACCACCUUCGGCAAGCUCAGCGCCCACCUCAAGGCCCUGAGCCAGGGCUCCUACCUGUACCUCAAGCUCACCUUUGACCUCAUCGAGAAGGGCUACCUUGUCCUCAAAAGCUCCAGCUACAAGGUGGUUCCGGUGAACCUGGCUGAGGUGUACCUGCUGCAGUGCAACAUGCGCUUCCCCACGCAGUCCUCGUUCGAGCGGGCGCUUCCUCUGCUCAACGUGGCCGUGGCCUCGCUUCACCCGCUGAACGAUGAGCAGAUUUAUCAGGCCAUCAACUCCGGAUCGCUGCAGGGCACUCUGGACUGGGAGGACUUCCAACAGCGUAUGGACAACCUGUCCGUCUUCCUGGUGAAGAGGAGGGACGGCACCAGGAUGUUUGUCCAUCCCUCCUUCAGGGAGUGGCUGAUCUGGAGAGAAGAAGGAGAGAAGACAAAGUUCCUCUGUGAUCCGAGGAGCGGUCACACCCUGCUGGCCUUCUGGUUCUCCCGGCAGGAGAACAAGCUGAACAGACAGCAGACUAUUGAGCUGGGCCAUCACAUCCUCAAAGCACAUAUCUUCAAGGGGCUCAGCAAGAAAGUCGGCGUUUCCUCAUCUGUUCUUCAAGGCCUGUGGGUUUCCUACAGCACGGAGGGCCUUUCAGCUGCACUUUCCUCACUCCGAAACCUCUACACUCCCAACAUCAAGGUGAGCCGGCUGCUGAUGCUGGGCGGGGCCAACGUGAACUACCGCACGGAGGUGCUGAACAACGCCCCCGUCCUGUGCGUCCACUCCCACCUGGGCUACAUGGACAUGGUGGGCCUUCUGCUGGAGUACGGCGCCUCGGUCGACUCGCCAUCCGAGAGCGGCCUCAUGCCGCUGGGCUACGCCGCCGCCGGGGGGCACAUGGCCAUUGUGACGGCGCUUUGCCGCAGGAGAGCGAAGGUGGACCACCUCGACAAGAACGGCCAGUGCGCUCUGGUCCACGCGGCCCUGAGGGGCCACAUGGAGGUGGUGAAGUUCCUCAUCCAGUGCGACUGGGGCAUGGGGCCGCCGGCGCCGCCGUCCCAGCAAACCCAACAACAGGUGGCCUUCACCAAGAGCCACGCGGUGCAGCAGGCCCUCGUCGCCGCGGCCAGCAUGGGAUACACCGAGAUUGUGUCGUACCUGCUGGAUCUGCCAGAGAAAGAUGAAGAGGAGGUGGAGCGGGCUCAGAUCAAUAACUUUGACACCUUGUGGGGCGAGACAGCGCUGACCGCGGCCUCCGGUCGGGGGAAGCUGGAGGUCUGUCGCCUGCUGCUGGAGCAGGGGGCGGCCGUGGCCCAGCCCAACAGACGAGGCAUCGUCCCGCUGUUCAGCGCCGUCCGGCAGGGACACUGGCAGAUCGUGGACCUUCUCCUCACACACGGCGCCGACGUCAACCUGGCCGACAAGCAGGGCCGUACCCCCCUCAUGAUGGCCGCCUCGGAGGGACACCUGGGGACCGUGGAGUUUCUGCUGGCUCAGGGGGCCUCUCUGUCUCUGAUGGACAAGGAGGGUCUGACCGCUCUCAGCUGGGCCUGCCUGAAAGGACAUUUACCCGUGGUCCGCUGCCUGGUGGAGAGCGGCGCCGCCACCGACCACGCCGACAAGAACGGGCGCACGCCCCUCGACCUCGCCGCCUUCUACGGCGACUCGGAAGUGCUCGCAGUCGCUCCUUCCAGUUCUUCCCUCCUCUUCUGCUUUUUGCGGUGUGUCCCUCUCACUGUGUUUCUCUUUUCAUCUGCUCCUUUCCUGUGUUACCCAGGUCCCGCCACAUGGGCCAUGGCCACCUCCAAACCCGACAUCAUGAUCAUCUUACUCAGCAAACUCAUCGAGGAGGGGGACAGCUUCUACAAGAAGGGGAAGGUGAAGGAGGCGGCGCAGCGUUAUCAGUAUGCCCUCAAAAAGUUUCCACGCGAAGGCUUCAGCGAUGACCUCAAGACAUUCAGGGAACUCAAAGUAUCGAUCUUCCUCAACCUGUCCCGAUGUCGGAGGAAAAUGAACGACUUUGGGAUGGCUGAGGAAUUCGCUACAAAGGCAAUUGAACUGAAACCGAAAUCCUAUGAAGCGUACUAUGCCAGAGCGCGUGCCAAGCGUAGCAGCAGACAAUUUCCUGAAGCCUUAGAGGACCUGAACGAAGCCAUGAAGCAGUGCCCCAACAACCGAGAGAUCCAGCGGCUGCUCGAGAGGGUGGAGGAGGAAUAUCACCAGCUCAACCAGGAGGAGCUACUGGAGCUGGAGCCUCCGCCCUCCCCUCCCCCUACGCCUCCCCCAGAAGACGAGGAGUCCCUGUCCCUGUCCCUGUCCAUGCCGCUCCCCCCUCCCCCAGAGCCCCGCCUGGAGGACAUGGAGCCCGUCCAGGACCUGUUUGAGGACGAGGACUACCUGGAGCAGGAGCUGGAGGCCAUGUCGGCCUGUCUGCCCCCGCCCGAGUCUCACAGCAAUCCGUCCAGCCUCCCCGUCAUUCAGAGCCCGCCGCUCUCCCCAACACACCACGACCACAUCUACUUAACCGGGGGUUCGCCCAUGGGCCAGCCGUACGAAUACCACCCCACGUCCUCCUCCAUAUCCUCGCCCACGCGCGGCUCGUACCAGCCCACGUCGCCCUCCCUCCUCCCGAACUCAUCAGAACCCGUAAGGACAUAUUCAGCUUGGACCUCGGGGCACCAGUCGUCCUACGGCUUCGGCUCGUCUUCGAUGUGUCCCGGGGGUCAGGCGAUGGAUCGCCAGAGCCCGCCGCCUUCCCCAUUACGCCGGAGCGCCCAGUACCGAGCCAGCCCGCCGGUAGAGAGCGUUUGCCUCUACAGGUCCCAGUCCGGGUCGCCCGUGCGCUACCAGACGGAGCAGCUCCCCGGCCGACCCAAGUCUCCUCUCUCCAAGAUGAGCAGCCAGCGCUCGUUCCAGCUGAGCUCCCAGCCCUCCCUCUCCUCCCAGCACCACCAAGCCCAGGGCCUCCGCCUUCAGCCUUCAAUAGCCCAAAUAGUCCGCACCAACCAGCCCAGCAACGUGAUGGGCAACAGCCUCUACCAGAUGGGGCACUCCAUGGGUGGUCGCUACCAGGGGGUUUCGGUGGACGUGGAGAGCCGGCUGGUGUACCAGCCCUCCCUGGAUGGACGCUCGAUGCCCCAGGUCCAGCCCAGCCUCAGCUCCGGGGCCCUCUGUCAGCACGGCGGCCGAGGAGGGGUUAUGGAGUCGAGCCUGUUGAAGGACGAGCUCCCCCAGCGCCCCUCCUCUGCCUACCGCGCCAGCAGCGGGGGCCCGGGGGGCAUCCGCUACAGCCAGACACCCCAGAUCAGCCGCAGCCAGUCGGCCGCCUACUACCCGGUCUCUGAGCACGUGCUGGAGCGAGCCAACGCCAUGCCCUCCCACCAGCUGGGCUCUCCCGAGGUCCCGCACAUGGUGAGGCGCCCCGUCAGCGCCAACACCACUGAGAUGAAGCCGCACGUGCCCACCCCCAGGCCUCUCAUCCACUCUCAGAGCGUAGGCCUCCGGUUCUCCCCCUCCAGCAACAACAUCUCCGCCGGGUCCACCUCAAAUUUGGCCCCGGGUUUCAGGCCGUCCUCGUCCAUCCAGCAGAUGGAGAUCCCCCUGCAAGCCACUUACGAGCGCGCCUGCGACGACAUCUCCCCCAUCUCCCCCUCCCAGGGCGGCGGGGGGCUGUACCCGGGCGAGAGCACCCGCUCUCGGAGCACACCCUUCAUGGGCAUCAUAGACAAGACGGCGCGGACUCAGCAGUACCUGCAUCAGCCCUCGCGGUCCAGGGCCAUGACGUCCAUGGACUCCGCCAUCAGCCCCACCUCGCCUGGCCAGCUGGUCCAGCAGGGCUCCACCUACAGCCCCCCCGCCUCGCUGGGCAACAUCGCCUACUACAACAAGACCAACAACGCCCAAAACGGACACCUGCUGGAGGAGGACUACUACACCCAGACGCCCCCGCUGGGCAAGCUAGCCAACGGCUCCCGCGGCAGCGGGGACAUCCUGGAGCGGGUCAGCCAGGUGCCCACCUACCCGGACGUGAAGGUGGCGAGGACUCUGCCCGUGGCACAGGCGUACCAGGACAACAUGUACCGCCAGCUGUCGCGUGACUCCCGGACCCAAGGCCCCAGCUCCCCCAUCAAACCAAAGAGACCGUUUGUGGAGUCGAAUGUGUGAUGGUCUGUCUGUGGUUGGUUGGACUGGUUGGACUGGGCUCGUUCGUGGGAUGUGAGAGGAGGACAAUGUUUAGCGCGACGGCCGAUGCUGCUGACCCAUGUGUACAUGGACUAACUCAUCUAACAGAACUCAACAGGAGGCAGAGAGAAAACCACACACGCUAAGGGGAGGAAAAAAACAAAACACAACCAACGAGGAGAUUUCUUUCAUUAUCACAUUCUGCACACAGGUGGGACAACGGGAGGGUCCCGCGUUCUGAUCUCAUACCGAAUCAAAGAACAGCGCACUUCCAAAAUGUCGUGUGGCACAAAGCUCAAGUGAACGCCACAAGGUGUGGGACUGAGUGAAAGAGUGAAAGUACUAAUCAUCGGACUCUACUUGUGGACUCUGUAUCCAUCUUCUGUUCUUUCAAAGUGUGCUCUUAACCAAGGUUGCUAGUAGGCUCUAUUAUAUGUAAUACAAUAUUAUAUGUUCAAUACUGUACAUUGCUCAGAAAACACAAAUGGCUCAACAACUCAGUACUUAGAGAAAAAUGACAAUAUUUAUAAGUAAGUUAUAUAUUGUACAUAGAAAGGAAACAUCGUUUGCGUUUGAAUUGUAUUCUGUUAACCUUGCCUUCGAGUCCCACCGCUAGUCGUAUGGAUGUGGAAAACCGAGCAAGGUGAGGAAUGAGGGACAAUGACCGACUUUGAGUGAUACUUUUACCUCUAUUGUGGCAAAAUAAAAAGAGAUUUUGUUGUGGUUCAAUGCGAGAAUAUGCUUUCUCCGCUGCAAUACGUCCUCGAUGAUCCGGAGACCGCAGCAAGUAGUUUCUUUAGCGAUAAAUCUACAGGUUAUUAUUUGUUCUGCAAACCGUCAGAGUAGUAAAAUAGGUCUAAUAUAAUCCAGCAUGGAUUUUUAAUCCGACCAACAAUCUCAGUGACAGCCUCAUAACGCAGAGAAAAAAACAUUUUGUCUGAAUGGGAAAAAAAAUCAAACAAUUUCUGCAUAUGUUUUGGUUGAUUGAAUCAUUUUCAACCAGUAACUUCGCCUCAUUUCUUAGGUUGUAUAUUUGAAUUUUAUUAGGACAAUCCCUGGAUCAUAGACCUCAGCGUCUAGGCUGACAUAGUGGACCAGCUCCCUGUGCUACCUACUUAAUACUUGCUCAAUCAUCUGCUCACAUAAACAAACAAAGCCUCAGCCGCUGUUGAUUCGUACAAACUCGUAUGAUAGCUUUUUUGCGGAUUCCUUUAGACUUGUUUUGAGGUCACAUUGAUGUAUUUGCCUUUUGAGUGCAAUAAAUUCAGUCGGAAUUCUGGGCUGCAGGAAUUUUAAAUCAAUGAAUUCUGCGGGUCAAAUGCUGAAUAGGGGUAUUUUAUCGCGUGGCACACGAGAAUCAAAGUUCGCCUUUGUCCCUCUUCCGCAGGAUGUCGUGCUGUGUGUUCCCGAGAGGGAACAUUAGCUGCUGGUGGGUUAACGUGGAAAGUGCUGCGCGGGUACAAGCAAGCAAUGCAUACACGACCACUGUUAGACGUUUCUCCCUCUACUGCAUUAUUCUGUGUUUCUUUUUACCCACAAUGCAUUUUUAUUCUGCCACUUCUGCACUAAAAAUGCCUGUUAAGUUCUUAACUAAGGGUGCACUUUAUGUAAUUUACUUAGUUUGUUGUUAUGAUUGUUGAAAUUAGAGAAAGUGUGUGUGUGAUCAGGCAGACCUCUGACCACUGAUGACUAUCAGACUAUCAUAGACACUAUUAUUAUUAUUGUUGUAUGAUUUACAAAGCAGUGAUGAAUGACAAUACGAAGAGCAGACAACGUUUUUAAACUGGUGAAGAUGUAUAGACUUUCUAGCACAAGUUGUAAAUACUGACUCAGAUAUUUGUUCACUUCAGCUCGGGUUUGAUAGUGAAGCAAGUCUGUUUCAGGGGGCCGAUCAUAUUUAAGUAUUCCACAUCUUUAAAGCAAAAUAUACACAUUAAAGUCCUCUAUCUCUCAAAGAGCCAGUCUAAUCCACUGGUCUUGCACACAUCUUGAAAUUAAGUCGAAUCUAUUGCAACAAAAGUAUGACUGAGGUUUCAGUGCCCUGAAACUCCAUAUUUGGAGUUUGGGUGGUACAGAAAGUGGAAUACUGAGAAUAUCCAAGCUAUUUGUAUAUGUGGGGAAAGUUUGGGACCAUUUGUAACUUUUUAUUUUAGUUUCUCUGACAAAGAAUGAAGUGAAGAAGAAGUGGGGCGGUUCUCAGUUUCACCUGCCACCGGAAAGAUGCCCUACUUAUCUUUACACAAAUAAAGAUAGAAACUGUAUUGUAAUUUAUUUAAGAAGACUUCUAAAUUGAGGAUAAUCAAGGGUGUAUGGUUUCAAGCUGUCUAUGUAUAUUGGUUUGCUGUAAAUAAUCUGAUGCAUGUUCUAUUCUUUCCAUGAGCUCAAGCAGUAAAGCCGUGUUCUGACCCUGGUGUGUUGGCGCUCGGAUCAAGAUAAAGAGAGACUGCUGUCCCUGAACUAUCCUUAUCAUUUUCCUUCAACCUCACCAUACGAAACGCAAAAGGUUCUUUUAUUUUAUUUUAAUGUAUUUGCUUGCUGAGCAGAGUUCUCUUGUCUGUAAAUGUGAGCUUUCAGGUCGCUGUGAUAAAAAAACAAUAAUAAAAGAAUGUGUUUUUAUCUCAUAA
This is a messenger RNA of Gasterosteus aculeatus aculeatus (three-spined stickleback), 9457 nucleotides long. The record is from RefSeq and is a predicted model, not a curated record. NCBI's taxonomy places the organism in Eukaryota, Metazoa, Chordata, Actinopteri, Perciformes, Gasterosteidae.